GCGCCACUCGGCCGCGAAGAAGAGAUCGACGCUGCAGCGAGGAGGGUGGGGAAAAAAAUUCACCAACUCCUCGUUUUUUAACGACACAAUGGAGCAUAAACGGCAUUAUACGGUUUCAACGCGUGGUUUACUGACUGGAUUUAUGGUUUUAAUUCUUUCGGCCCGGACGCCAACGCUGGCCAUCGACAUCUACACCGAGGCCGAGGUGAUGGUGGAGAACGGGACGGCGUGCGUCCUCCGCUGCACCUUCAAGUCCAACGAGGUGGUCAGCAGCCACAUCACCGUCACCUGGAACUUCCAGUCCAGUCAGCCCGACAACCAGUUCUCCAAGGCGCCGUACGCGAUCUUUUACUUUUACGACGGGAAAGCGGCCCCCUCGCCAAAGGAGUUCAAAGACCGAGUGCAGUUCAUCGGCGACAUCAACAAGAAGGACGUGUCCAUACGACUCAACCCGGCGCAGUUCAGCGACAACGGCACCUACUUCUGCGACGUGAAGAAUCCGCCCGACUUCACCGGCACGCCGGCGCGAACCGAGCUGCGCGUGGUCUCCAGAGGAUCUCUCCCUCGGGGCAACACGGCCGUCAUUGUCGGAGCGGUGUGCGGCGUUUUGGCCCUGCUGCUGCUCAUCCUGGUGGCCGUCUGCAUCGUCAUGAAGGUGCUGCACAGCCGCCACGAUUACGAAGGCUGUAUAAACUUGGAAAACGCGCGCACCCCGCCGCCGCAGCCCAUCAAGAAGAGCGAGCCUAAGCUGGAGGCCCCCACGAGUACCAGCCGUCCGGGCCAAGUGCAGGGCCCGGUGAUAUACGUCCAGUUGGACCACUCAGGCAGCAAAAACUCCUUCCACAAGAUGGAGCCGGUGGUCUACGCCGACAUUCGCAAAAACUGAAACGGACUGGGAAGGGGGGGGGGCGCACGCGCAACGACAGAGUCCCAAACACACACACAGACACUCAAGCAUCAGACCUCUUGCAUCCGCCGCCGCUGCUCCCGGGAACGCUCCCCUCUUUGUACAGCAAGCUUUUUUUUGGGGGGGGGGGGGUCGGGGGGUUUCCACCAUCACGUCCACCUUCCAUCGUCAUUGUUGGGUUGUUUUGAAAUAUUCUCGCAGCCACCAAUUGCCGCCGCAGCCUUUGGACACACCCGACAGAAAUUUCCAAAGGCUCUCGACAUUCCUUCUUCGGCCAACGAGAUUUUCUUUUAGGAGCCCGGACGACAUCGGAUUGACUUUUUUUUUUUUUUUUUUUUAACAGCUUAGAGAUGGUUUUUGUCAUUUCACGUUUCCAUGCCAGGAAAUGCACGUCCAUCAUCGGCGAUGGCAACUCUAUUGGUGACAAUUAUUCCACAAAGUAGGAAAAUCCAAAAGGUGUCAUAUUCAAAAUUUUUGUGCGUGCGAUCCACUAACGGGUGGGCUGGCCCGACGAUUGUCGGUGUUGUCUUUUCUUCCGCACUUCAAACGUUUUGAAAAAAAACUUUAUUUUGAAAAUUCAUAUCUCUACAAGUUUACAUUUUCAUUUGCAUGUGGAAAAAAAAACGAUAAAAAUGUUCUCCUGGUGCUUGCAUGCGAUGACUAAAGUGAUGAUCCUGUAAAAAGAAGAAAAAAAAAGGGCCAAACAUCUUUGCCGUAACCAUGG
Hippocampus zosterae (dwarf seahorse) is the source of this 1631-nucleotide messenger RNA. RefSeq names its product myelin protein zero-like protein 1. The record is from RefSeq and is a predicted model, not a curated record. The transcript is spliced from 6 exons. Gene Ontology annotation, cellular component: focal adhesion; membrane; cell surface. NCBI's taxonomy places the organism in Eukaryota, Metazoa, Chordata, Actinopteri, Syngnathiformes, Syngnathidae. Bases 89 to 886 code for a protein of 265 amino acids.